Molecule: messenger RNA, 1933 nt
Organism: Magnolia sinica
Lineage: Eukaryota; Viridiplantae; Streptophyta; Magnoliopsida; Magnoliales; Magnoliaceae
Product: geraniol 8-hydroxylase-like
Exons: 2
Coding region: 446-1558 (370 amino acids)
Molecular function (GO): iron ion binding; heme binding; monooxygenase activity
Source: RefSeq, a predicted model, not a curated record
GUUUUCACUGCUAGAGAAGAUAACGUGUAAGAGAGAGAGAGAGAGAGAGAGCAAUGGAUUACUCCACCAUGUUAUUCCCAUGGACCUUGAUAGUGCUGGCAUUCAUUCAUAUUCUGUUACUCGCAAGAAAGAGAUCAUCUUCUAAUGGCAAGCUCCCACCAAGUCCCAUCUCACUUCCCAUUGUGGGAAGCCUCCUCAAACUCGGCAGCAAACCCAACGAAUCACUCGCUCAGCUCGCCAAGACAUAUGGCGCACUAAUGACACUUAAGCUUGGCUCGGUAACCAGGAUCAUCGUUUCAUCAUCGAUCAUAGCCAAAGAGGUCCUUCAGAAAAACGAUCACUCCUUCACCGGUCGACCUGUCCUGAUGCCUUCAGUGGACUUGGAUCCUACACAUCAUCCUCUAUAAUCUGGUCACAGCCAACAACACAUUGGCGAAAGCUACGGAUGAUAUGCAAUACACAAAUGUUCACAACAACAAGGCUAGCAGCCAACCAAAGCCUUCGCCGCUACAAAGUGCAAGAUCUAAUCAUUCACAUGCAUGAGCAUUGCCUAGCAGGAAGACCAGUCCAUAUUGGCCAAGCCAUCUUCGCUACCAUCUUCAACUUGAUCUCUAAUACCAUAUUCUCUAUAGAUUUGGUAGAUCCCGACUCCGAUUCUGCGCAAGAAUUCAAGGAUGUAGUUUGGGAAAUUAUGAAAGAGAGUGGAAGGACGAACCUAGGGGACUAUUUCUCAGUGCUGAGGUUGAUCGACAUACAAGGCAUUAGGCGUCGCACUACUGGCUGUUACAAAAAAUUGUACAGAAUUUUCGAUGAAAUGAUUGCCCAACGAACAUUAUCUAGAUCGACAUUAUCUGAUUCUCCUAGAAGAAAUGACUUCCUCGAUGUGCUUCUCGAUCAGAAGGAUAAGAAUGACUUUGAAUUUUCCUACGAUAAUAUCAAGGCAGUACUUGCGGAUCUAUUUAUUGCUGGAAGUGAAACAAGCUCAACCACUGUAGAAUGGGCCAUGGCAGAGUUUCUCCGCAACCCAGAUUGCAUGGCAAAGGCUCGAAUGGAACUUACGGAGACAAUUAGCUCAGGACAACAAGUGGAAGAGUCAGACAUCGACUGUCUCCCAUAUCUACAAGCCAUUGUGAAGGAGACCUUGCGUUUACAUCCACCAAUUCCAUUCAUUUUUCGCAAAACUAUAAUGGAUGUAGAAAUAAGUGGUUUUGCCAUACCCAAGAACACCUGUGUUCCAGUGAAUGUUUGGGCAAUAGGGAGAGAUCCCGACGUUUGGGCUGACCUACUCUCCUUCUUGCCCCAAAGGUUUUUGGGGAGUGACAUUGACUUCAAAGGUCAAGAUUUCGAGCUCAUUUCGUUUGGAUCGGGCCGGAGGAUUUGCCCAGGCUUGCCACUUGCAUUUAGGAUGGUCCAUCUAAUGUUGGCCUCUCUUCUGCAUUCGUUCGACUGGAAACUUCCCAAUGGAAUGAUGCCAUAUGAUAUGGACAUGAGCUCCAAGUUCGGCCUCACUCUACAAUUAGCUGCCCCUCUUUGUGCUAUCCCUAUGCUAGAUGGCUAGCAUUGCCUAGAUAAGUAAGUCUUGUUUCAUUUCCAAUUUUCACCACAUAUGUGGUUAACUAUCAUGAAAUAGGGCCAAGAAUCUUGAGGCCACACCAUGGAUGUCUCCUGGUGCUGAAAUGGUAACGUCUUUAUGAUUCUAGACAUUUGCUCUAUGAACUUUUGUUCCCCCUGGAUUCUGCAACAUUGAUUUGGGCUAUAUUUUCCUCAGGCAGUGGUUGAAAUGCCCUACAACUAGUAGGGAGCUUCUUAAUAGAGGGAAUCUGCCAUGCAUAGUUUGUUUAUGUAUCCAAUUCAAUGAGUUUCAUUGUUGAAUCAGUUCUUCAGUGUAUUAAUCUAAAUCUUAAUUAGCAAAACUCCAUUUUCAACUCUGUAA